This is a messenger RNA of Dibothriocephalus latus, 207 nucleotides long. NCBI's taxonomy places the organism in Eukaryota, Metazoa, Platyhelminthes, Cestoda, Diphyllobothriidea, Diphyllobothriidae. The record is from the annotation of a GenBank genome assembly.
UCUAUCAAUGAGGUUAUUUGCCACGGUAUUCCCGAUUCUCGACCUCUUGCCAACGGAGACAUUCUAAAUAUCGACAUCACAACCUACUUCGGAGGUUUCCAUGGUGAUGUGAACGAGACGGUUUUUGUGGGAGAGCCUGAUGACAAAGCGAUCCGUUUAGUGAGGAAUACCUACCGAUGUUUAGCAAAGUCAAUGGAUGCGGGUUAG